Messenger RNA from Paramecium octaurelia, 1748 nucleotides. The record is from the annotation of a GenBank genome assembly. Lineage: Eukaryota; Ciliophora; Oligohymenophorea; Peniculida; Parameciidae.
AUGGAUUAUGAGUAGGUAAUGAAUGACAAAAAGUUACGUGAGUAACUGGAAGGAGGUGAAACAAUAGUACUUACAAUGAAAGUGAUAAAAUUUACAGGGCAAAACAAAAAGUUACCAAGAGUCAUUGUACAUCAUUAUCGCUUAAUAUUAUAGGCCAUAACAAAUAAAAAUGUGUAUAACAUUUCACCUUCUGAAGGAAGUGCCGUGAAGAGUUUUUUUUAAAGUUUGGUUAAUAAGUAAGAGAAUUGAAAUUAAUAUGCAGAUCAAGGAUAAAGAGAAAAAUACCAUUAUCUGCAAUAACCUCAAUCACGAUUUCUAAAAUAGUAAAGGAAUUCAUAUUGCAUAUACCAGUAGAAUACGAUCAACGAUAUCAAGUGGAUGAUUAGUAAUAAGCUGCUAUUAUUGUUUAGAUUAUCAUUGAUUAUACAAACAUUGUGUGAAGUGUACGUAAAGCAUAAUCUAAAAAAAAUACGAUGUCAUUUCAUAGAGGAAAUGAAUUUGAGUCAAUAUACAACAACCAACUAUGAUAUUAAGAAGAACAUUCGUAGAUAGCUACCAAAAUAAGGAGCAGAAAUGACUGUGGAUGAUGUGAAAAUUGCUAUGUAAGCAGCCAGAGGGAAUGUGCAAACAAUCUAUUAAAAGUCUAAUACUUAGGAGAUUAGUAUUGAAGAUUUUACAUUGAUUAAGAUGUUGGGAAGAGGUGCAUUUGGAAAAGUAAUGUUAUGUGAGAAGAAAGACACAAAAGAAAUAUUUGCUAUAAAGAGUUUACGUAAGGAGGACAUUAUCUCAAGAGAUCAUAUUGAGUAUCUGAAAACAGAGAGAAAAAUCUUGGAAUAAACGUAGCAUCCAUUCCUUGUUUCUUUGGAGUAUGCAUUUAUCACCUAAGAGUGUGUUUAUUUUGUUAUGAAAUUUAUGAUGUAUGAAUAGUAAUGUAUCCAAUAGAGGAGGAGAAUUAUACACUCAUCUAUAAAAAGUGAAUAAAUUCAAUGAAGAUUAUGCAUUAUUCUAUUCAUCCUAAGUAUUGUUGGCUCUGGAAUAUCUCCAUAAACAAGGAAUUAUUUAUAGAGAUUUGAAACCAGAAAACAUUUUGAUGGAUGAAAAAGGCUAUGUUGCUUUGACAGAUUAUGGAUUGGCUAAGUUCUUAUCUAAAGGUCAAGUCGCCUAAUCUAUUGUUGGAACUCCUGAAUAUUUAGCCCCAGAGGUAAUUACUCAAUAAGGACAUGCCUUCACUGCUGAUUGGUGGUGUCUAGGCAUUCUUAUGUAUAUACAUUGAAAUAUUUAAGAUUUGAAAUGUUGUGUGGAAGAACUCCAUUCUUUUCAGAAAACAGAAAUUAAAUGUUUAGAAACAUAGUAGAAUCUGAAUUGAAAUUCCCAUCAACUUUGAAUCUCUCUUUUGAUUGUAAGAAUUUGUUGACAGCUUUACUAAAGAAGAAACCUAAUGAAAGAUUGGGAAACAAAGGUGAUGCAGAAGAAAUCAAAAAGCACCCUUGGUUUAAAAAGAUGGAUUUCUAAAGACUGCUUUCAAAAGAAGUAUUUAUUAUAUCAUACCAUUAGAUUUAAGCUCCAAUAAUACCUGAUUUAUAAUCAGCCACAGAUUUAUCCAAUUUCAACCCAUAAAUUCUAGAUGAAAGUAAUCUUCUCUUUAUUAAGGUUUAGAAAUCGAAGACGAUCAAAAUCCGAAUACAAACACACAGGCAGUCAAAAAAUUUGAUUCAGAAUUUUAUGGACUCAAUUACAAAAAAGAAUGA